Messenger RNA from Molossus molossus (Pallas's mastiff bat), 1384 nucleotides. RefSeq names its product arginine and serine rich protein 1 (gene RSRP1). The record is from RefSeq and is a predicted model, not a curated record. The transcript is spliced from 5 exons. The coding region runs from base 229 to 1089 and encodes 286 amino acids. Lineage: Eukaryota; Metazoa; Chordata; Mammalia; Chiroptera; Molossidae.
GUACUUUCGAUGCGUCAGCCGACGCCCAGCUUAGUUCCCGUCCGGACGUCGGAGGUGAAGGUUAGGAGUUCGCUGUAGAGCGGCCGUGGCAGUCCCCUCUUCGUCCGCAGCAGUCCAGGGAAGGCGUCCGCUGGCCCUUUCUCUUCGUCUUAAGCCAUCGGCGGCCGGUGGAACCGAGUUUUCGGGAAGGAUUCUCUUAGAUUCAGAAGCUUCCUACCGCAGGCCCAGAUGUCAAACUACGUGAACGACAUGUGGCCGGGCUCGCCGCAGGAGUCCCCGUUGGCCUCGGGCCGGUCCAGCCGGCUGUCCUCGGAGACCCGGAGCCGCUCUUCCAGAAGCUCGCGGUCCCGUUCCAGCGAGGCCAGUCGGUGGUCGUCCAGGAGUGGGAGCCGGCCCCGGCGCCGGUCCCGGUCUCGAUCACGACGGCGCCACCAGAGGAGGUACAGGCGCUACUCGCGGUCUUACUCGCGGAGCCUGUCGCGGUCCCGCAGCCGCCGCCGGCACCGGGAGAGGCACUACUGCUCCUCCCGGAGGUACUACCGGUCUCCCUCGCCGGACCGAUCCCGCAGCCGGUCCCGCUCUCGGGGACGGUCAUACCAUCGGAGGGCCAAUGCGGUCACGCGGGUACGGCGCUACUACGGCUUUGGUCGCACGGUGUACCCGCAGGAGCACAGGAGUUGGCGGGGAAAAUCCAGGUCGAGGUCGCGGAGUCCAACGCCCUUUCGCUUAAGUGAAAAAGAUCGAAUGGAGCUGUUAGAAAUAGCAAAAGCUAAUGCAGCAAAAGCCUUAGGAACAACCAACUUUGAAUUGCCCCCCAGUCUCAGAAUUGUUCCUGUAUCUAAAGAAAGAAACGGUGAAACGGCUGUACUAAAGAAUGGUGCAAAGUUUGAGCUGUCCGAAAAGCUAACAGAAGAUGGAACUAAAAAUGCCAAUGAAAAGUCUUCCCAGCAAAAAAGCAUUAGCUUAAAUAGUUCUGAAGCAAAGCCAGUGCUUCAAAAAUCAGCUAAAGCUACUGCUGAAGAGACCUCUUCAGGAUCCCCAAAAAUAAAUCAGAAAAAAAGUCCAUAUGUAUUGUGGAAACCUGUUUAAAAAAAGGAAACUGAUGGCUAAGGUUGCCUGAAAUGCACUUUAUUGCAAGUUGGUGUUUCCUGUAGCAUUAUUUCAUUCCUGUGAGCAAUUUAGUGGUAAUUGUUAACAUUGUAGAUUUCUCUUGCAGAUAAGAGAUCUAGCACAGAUGGACCAGAGAGUAUGUACAGGUGUGAGUUUUGUAUAUAUACUUGUAAAUAUUUUGUGUAAUAUCAAUUGGUUAUAUAGAAAUGAAAUUUAUAAGAAACAGUAAUUAAACUGUUGUGUAUGUAUUUUUGUUAAUAAAUUGUUUUUACUA